Messenger RNA from Echinostoma caproni, 1617 nucleotides. The record is from the annotation of a GenBank genome assembly. NCBI's taxonomy places the organism in Eukaryota, Metazoa, Platyhelminthes, Trematoda, Plagiorchiida, Echinostomatidae.
AUGACACAGGUUUACAAAUGUAUCAGUUAUCGGGAAUUCUGUCGACGGGUGAUGCGAAAGAGGCCGGCCAUGGAGGACAGCAAAUUGGAGACCCCACUAAAACGCUGUUUGAAUGCACCUCAACUUACACUGUACUGUGUCGCUCACAUGAUCGGCGCCGGAUUGUACGUACUGACGGGUCAACUGAUUCGUGACUACGCUGGCCCAGCUACCGCCUUGGCCUAUCUGGUCUCGGCGCUCACUUCUAUAUUCACUGCAUUGUGCUACGCAGAAUUUACCACUCUGUUCCCACGAGCCGGAUCUGCUUAUCUUUACACAUAUUUGAUGUUUGGCGAACUGCCCGCAUUUCUGACCGGAUGGACUAUGAUCGCUGAUGUGAUCGUCUCGUCAGCUGCCGUGGCCAAAGCAUUCUCUGGUACCAUUAACUGGCUCACGAACGGGACUAUUCGUAACUGGUCAUCGACCCAUCUGAUUAACAUGGGUAACUCUCAUGUCCUCGACUCAUCUCCCGACCUGGUUGCGGGGGGAUUCCUGCUGGUGCUAGUUUUGAUCACUCUGACUGGGGCGAACAUCUCGCUCACUGUGAAUGCUGUUCUGUCAGCCAUACAAAUCUGUUGUUUAAUCAUUGUCACAAUAUCAUUUUUUGUGCUCGGUUCACCGGAGAAUUUUCAGGUCGAAGGUGGUUUUCUCCCAUUCGGUAUUCGUGGAAUUCUACGCGGUGCCGGGCUCGCGGUGUUUGCCUUCUCCGGAUUUGAGGCUGUGGCCAAUGCAAGUGAGGAAUCCAAGAAUCCGAGGCGCGAUUUACCGAUCGCUUUGUUCGCGGCUUUACUGAUCUGUGGUCUGUUGUAUGUAGGCGUCUCAUUCGGAUUGGCUUAUAUUGUGCCCAGAAGCGGUAUCGUGUACGAUGCCCCGUUUGUGGCCGCUUUCUCUUACGUCAAUCAACCAGGCUUGAUGUGGUUUGCCGCGUUCGGAACGCUAUUGGCGACCGGUGCUACCAAACUGGUCGCCAUGUAUGUCAUUCCACGACUAUUUUAUGCAAUCGCUUCCGACGGCCUAUUGUUCAAAUGCAUGGCUUGUGUGGAACACCGGACCAAAGUUCCCAUUCUCAGUCUGUUGGUUGGAGGUCUGAUUACCAUCCUACUGGCUGUGUUUAUCCGAAUCCAGGUUCUGGCCGAAUUCACAUCGGUUGGUGUGAUUUUCUCCUACUUUUUGAUCGGAUUAAAUCUGAUGGUUUUGCGUUAUCUGUUUGUGGAUGAACAUCAUGUGAUCGACAAUGAUCCUACGGAGAAACGAGAUCUAGCGGAGUGGCAGUCUACAAUGAAACGCGAAGAGGCACAGGCUUCGUUGAUUCCUCCACCGACCGAGUUGUGGUUACGUCCAUGCGUACCAAACUGCCUGCGUUGGAUCGACACACGUCAGUGUUUUAAUGUGGUACUGGGCACGUACAUCUGUGCGGUGCUCUGUCUGGGAAUAACAAUCAAUGUGUUUUUCAUUCACCAAAUUCCGUGGUUAUGGAUUCUCAGCCUGAUAUUUAUCGUUCUUUUGAUCACCAGCUUUCUGGUACUCUGUGCAUACGAACCUAUGCGAUACAAGAAAGGAUUUGAGGUAGGUGAAUGA